Oryctolagus cuniculus (rabbit) is the source of this 3960-nucleotide messenger RNA. It is a transcript of the gene EDNRA, whose product is annotated as endothelin receptor type A. Gene Ontology annotation, cellular component: plasma membrane. The record is from RefSeq and is a predicted model, not a curated record. Gene Ontology annotation, molecular function: endothelin receptor activity. Lineage: Eukaryota; Metazoa; Chordata; Mammalia; Lagomorpha; Leporidae. Gene Ontology annotation, biological process: developmental pigmentation; regulation of blood pressure; endothelin receptor signaling pathway.
GUUUGCCGAAAGUCCAGGCAGCUGUGCAGCCGGGGCCGCCGCCGCGCGGGAGUCCGGGACACGGGCCACGCUCCGCGGCGCCCAGCCUCGCGGGUUCCGGCCGCCUCUCGCCCAGGCGCCUUGCGGACCCGGCCGCCAAGCAACACGGUGGGGAAAAAAAAAAACCUGAAGGUAUAAAAGCAACACAGUGAGCAACAUUUCCUCAGAUUUUCUCUGAAGAUGGAAACCUUUUGCCUCAGGGCAUCCUUUUGGCUGGUACUGAUUGGAUGUGUGAUCAGUGAUAAUCCUGAGAGAUACAGCACAAAUCUAAGCAAUCAUAUGGACGAAUUCACUACUUUUCAUGGGCCAGAGCUCAACCUCCUGGUCACCACUCAUCGACCCACCAAUUUGGUCCUCCCCAGCAAUGGUUCAAGGCACAACUACUGCCCACAGCAGACUAAAAUUACUUCAGCUUUCAAAUACAUUAACACGGUGAUAUCUUGUACUAUUUUCAUCGUGGGAAUGGUGGGGAAUGCAACCCUGCUCAGGAUCAUUUACCAGAACAAGUGCAUGAGGAAUGGCCCCAAUGCGCUGAUAGCCAGCCUUGCCCUUGGAGACCUUAUCUACGUGGUCAUUGAUCUCCCUAUCAAUGUAUUCAAGCUGCUGGCUGGGCGCUGGCCUUUUGACCACAAUGACUUUGGCGUAUUUCUCUGCAAGCUGUUCCCAUUUUUGCAAAAGUCCUCAGUGGGGAUCACCGUGCUCAAUCUCUGCGCUCUUAGUGUGGACAGGUACAGAGCGGUUGCCUCCUGGAGUCGUGUCCAAGGAAUUGGGAUUCCCUUGAUUACAGCCAUUGAAAUCGUCUCCAUCUGGAUCCUUUCCUUUAUCCUGGCCAUCCCUGAAGCCAUCGGCUUUGUCAUGGUGCCCUUUGAGUACAGGGGUGAACAGCACAAAACCUGUAUGCUCAAUGCCACCUCAAAAUUCAUGGAGUUCUACCAAGAUGUGAAGGACUGGUGGCUCUUCGGCUUCUAUUUCUGCAUGCCCCUGGUGUGCACCGCAAUCUUCUAUACCCUCAUGACUUGCGAGAUGUUAAACAGAAGGAAUGGCAGCUUGAGGAUUGCCCUCAGUGAACAUCUGAAACAGCGUCGGGAAGUGGCAAAGACUGUUUUCUGCUUGGUUGUUAUUUUUGCUCUUUGCUGGUUCCCUCUUCAUUUAAGCCGUAUUUUGAAGAAAACUGUGUAUGACGAGAUGGACAAGAACCGAUGUGAAUUACUUAGCUUCUUGCUGCUCAUGGAUUACAUCGGUAUUAACUUGGCGACCAUGAAUUCAUGUAUCAACCCAAUAGCUCUAUAUUUUGUGAGCAAGAAAUUUAAAAAUUGUUUCCAGUCGUGCCUCUGCUGCUGCUGUCACCAGUCCAAGAGCCUGAUGACCUCGGUCCCCAUGAACGGCACAAGCAUCCAGUGGAAGAACCACGACCAGAACAACCACAACACAGAGAGGAGCAGCCACAAGGACAGCAUUAACUAAGCUAUCAGGAGGCAGCACGCGAAGCCACCCUUCCUGUCCCAGCAGAGAACCAACGACAAGCACCCAUCUCUCCGGAAGUCUCUCCUCCGACCCCUUUUCCUUCACUCAGUCCCCUCCCCCAAGAAAAAGAGUUUUCUAGAUGCUUUCCAAAACAGCAUGGGGGGUGGGGUUAUGCCCUCAAAGUCUAUGAAUCUGACCUCUGUAAUCUACAAAUCCUGCAAAUUAUCAGCACUAAAAAAUGGUAGGAGCUGAGGGAGAGUGGAGACUGUCAAUUGGAACCAGAAGGGUAUUUACUACUUUUGCAUGAAAAUAAUUUUCAGGUGCAUGACUGGCUUUCAAGGCUGUUCCUUCCAACAGUCAAAAAGAACCAGUCACCACCCACAUGUAGAGAUUAUGACAAAUUUUUUAAAUGAGGUGUUUUUUUUUUUUUUGGUCAAACACAUUAUGAGUUUAAAUCAUCUUUAUUUGAAAUGUCAUUCAUUGUCAAUAAUUUUUAAGACAUAAUAGUCUAAAAAUGAUCAUUUGAGCUUAUUUACACAUAAAAAGAAAAAAUGUUCAGGUGAGUGUUCAGUGUUUCUCCUGUCACUGUUUUAUUUUUUUAAAUGUGAAUUCUAAAACUACAACAAAUAUAGGCACUGAAACCAUAGAGAACCACAUACAGCAAUUGAAUAGCUGCUAUUCAGACAAUUUUUAAGAAACUUCUAUUUCUUUUUUAAUGGGAGUUUCAUUAUAGAUCUUAAACCUUUUUGUUAAAUUCAAAAAUAACACCUGGAUAAAAUAGUUUUAUUUUUCAUAAGCCCAAUUUUUUCUAUGUAAGUUUACAUAAAAUCAAUAUCGUGAACCAAAAUUCACGUGUAUGUGUCAUGUAACUAUGCCUGAGACUUUUAAUACAAAUGUAUAGGAAUCUAAAGCCAAAACUAGGAAAAGAAUAUCAAAUAUUUUAGAAGAUUGGAAAUUGAGAUUUUUAUAAUAGUAACAAAUAAACAUAUAUAAUGCAUAUAUAAUAGUCCUACUUCAGAAAGUUCAUGGAAAUGGAAUAAAAAGAUAAGCUGUUACAUUGAGGGGUAAGACACCCAUGUCCCAAGCUGGAGUGCCCGAAUCUGAGUUGUUCCAACUCUGGCUCCUGACUCCAGCUUCUUCCUAAUGCAGAUCCUAGGAGACAGCAGGUGAUGGCUCAAGUAAUGGGGCUUUUGCUGCCCACAUAGGAGACCUAGACUGAGUUCCCGGCUCCCAGCUUCAACCCCCAUCCAGCCCCAGUCACUACAGGCAUUUGGGGAGUGAACCAGUAGAUGGGCAUGUCCUCCAUCUGCCUGUGUGUGUGUGUGUGUGUGCACAAAUUUUUUGAAAAAAUAUAGAAAAAGAAGUUUAUUUUUGGUACAAAAACUUUGAAAUUAAUGCAUAGUUUUUUUUUCAUAAUAUACAUUUCCCACGAACUCUCUGAAGACCCUUUUAUAUAUACAUUAUUUAUAUCCCUUUGUAUUCUAAUUUCUCUUAAAAUGUUAUCAGGCAGUAAGACUUUCUGGUUAUUCCCUUUUCCAUCUAAGAAGCACAAUUUCCAAGUGGUCAGAUGAGUUUAUCAUGUCAGUGAAACAGUUAUUCCCAAAUGCUACCAUGAACUUACCAUUUUUUACUUCUCUGAUAAUGAACCUUUAUCCCCACCCCAGCCCCUACUCUUCAUAUGGUCACCAUUUCAAAGGGCCCACAGCAACUUUUCCUGGAUAUUUUUCCAGAUGUUUACAGACUGUGAGUAUAGCAAAAAAAAAAUACUUUUACAGUGUGUGUAUAUGUGUAUAUAUGUAUAUAUAUAUAAACAACUGUAAAUUUCUUUUAGUGAUUUUUCUGUGAUUGUCUUCAUGGAAUGUAUGUGUUGCUAGGCAUGUGUGUGAUGGCAUGUAUGGAUUUAAUCUAAUAAUAAUACUCUGUUGUGCCAAAUUACAUAUCUAUGUGAAUCUAGAUGAUUGUUCAUCAUGACAACUCGUCUCAGUCAGUGUUCACCUGUAAGACUUUGUGUUUAUCAAUCUUGUAGCCAUGUUACUAUUGCAAAUGGAAUAUGGGAGGUAAUAUACAGUGGGAUGAGCCAAUGGUUAACAAUAUAGGACUUUGGUUGGUUGGAUGAUUGGUUUGAUAAAGCAGUAUUUGGGGUCAUAUUUCCUGUGCUGGAGCAAAAUUCAUUACGUUUUGAAGUAUUAUAUUCUAAUUAAUCCUCAAAGUGAUGGGGAGGUUAACAGUUGUCUGAUGUGUCUCUGAUUUAUCAUCAGAUAAAGUACUGAUGAAAAAUUAGCAAAGCUAAUUUUGGGGCCUUAUUUUAGCAGACACAAGUAAAAUAAUAUUGGGUUUCAGUUGCCUGGACUGUAGGGCUAAGAAAUCCCACUCCUUUGUGUGUUAGUCAAAUUCCAUUAUUCCACUGUUGCAUCACAAGCAGUGAUAUAUGCCUAUAAUAAAAGCCAUAGGAUCACA